Molecule: messenger RNA, 1737 nt
Organism: Trichoplax adhaerens
Lineage: Eukaryota; Metazoa; Placozoa; Uniplacotomia; Trichoplacea; Trichoplacidae
Exons: 8
Coding region: 1-1737 (578 amino acids)
Source: RefSeq, a predicted model, not a curated record
AUGGCCCCUAAGAAUCAUCGUGUCGAUGCCUUUUUAAAACGUAACUUACCUCCCAACGAAUACGAAACGCUAAGAAGUUUUGAACCUUGUGUUAUUGUCUCGGAUCGUGAAAAACACGUCUUUCGAUACAUCGUUCUAAGCAAUGAUAAUUUAUACCUUACUGAGAACCCUCCCAGGAAUGUUCAACUUCUCACUAAAUUGGGCGACAUAUUUUCUAUGGAAAUGAUAUACGAUUUGCCAAGUUUUUUAAGUGGAGAGGAUAGGGAAAAGUGCCAGCACAUACGAAUCCAGUAUUUUAUUGAUGACGGUAUGUUAUAUUCACAAACGCUAUCGAACCUUCCAAUGAAACUCUCGAAAGGCAUGAACCAGGCGAAUACUCGUAUGUCAAACUCUAUGCCCAAUUCAACAAUUAACGAACCUUCCCUUAGCGAUGGAAAUGAAUCUAGAAACAAAUUUGGUGGAUCUACCAAUCAACUCAGUCAUUCUCUCCUUGAACAAAGGAAGUUGCCUGAGCGUCCGAAAUUGCAAAGCAGGGAUGACUAUGCGAUAAAGUCCUCAACCGCUACCGCUUGUGUACCUAGAUCCACUGUCAGAAAGAAGACAGUGCAAAAUAAAAAUCUUGCACCAAAUUUUACAGACGCGGAAGAAAAAAUAUCCACUAACGAUUUACAGAAUUUUUAUAAUUUAAUUGACAGAAAUCAGACGGUAGUGGACAUUUAUAUAUUAUCCGAUACCUCCAAGAUGCCUAUGUACAUGCAUAGUACCUGGGAAAAUUAUAUGAUGAGGCAAACCCUAGAAAUGGAUGCAAACUAUUUAAGAAAACUUGGCACCAAUAAAAGUAGCAAACAUUUAACUGAACAACAACUGCAAUUGUUUAAUCAGUUGAAGGAAGAAAUUCUAACAUCCACAAAAUUAGAAGAAAUUUACGUGUUGUUACAAGAACUAAACACUGCUUGUAUCAGAAACUAUUCAUUGAAAAAGCUAUUUUGGAAGACGCCAGAUCUCUUCAAUUAUAUUGCAACAAGUUUAGCCGAUGUUACCUGUUCAUCGAAUAGAGAAAUUUCACAUUGGAGGCUUCCGCAAUCACGAGCUGAUACUCUGGAGGCCCAAAUGCUCCUGAAAUUGAUCAACGGAGCAGUAACUAGUACUAGCAGUAACUCUAUGAAUAGCAUCUUAAAUCUGCAAAGACCUCAUUUUUCGAGAUUGUUAGAAUAUGAAAAGUGGCAUUCUGCUGAAGAUAAUGAGAAUAUGAUCUUAGAAAAGAAUAUAACUGAUGCGGCUGCUGCUGUCAUUUUCGAGAUUGUAUUAGUAACUCAACAGAUGUUAGUUUGUUGCAAUGUCAAAUUCAGUAAAUACUUUUCACAGAUGAAAUACUGGGGCGACGUUAUUCCUUUGAUGAAUAUAUGGUGGCUCAUCAACUUCCUGGAAUCUAAGCAAGAAAAAAGCGAAAACUUUAUAAAACGAAUAACCGAUGCGGCUCUUGAGAAAUUAUCUAACACUGGUAAUGAAUUCCUAUCUCCUCUGGAAAUAGCUCAACUGUAUCAGAAGUUCACCAUCUUGAGCACACUCAUCCAAAAUAGCAAAAAAUUUGCUGAGUAUAUUAAAUGCAACUAUGCCGAAGAAUUCAAAUACUUCGUCCAGACACCUCUAUUACAACAAAAGCUGUUAGGCAAAUACCCUUUAUCUGUACCAACUUACAAACUCAUUAAUACCAUUAUGGAGUUUGUCGUAGGAUGA